Triplophysa dalaica is the source of this 5165-nucleotide messenger RNA. RefSeq names its product vinculin a (gene vcla). The record is from RefSeq and is a predicted model, not a curated record. Lineage: Eukaryota; Metazoa; Chordata; Actinopteri; Cypriniformes; Nemacheilidae. The transcript has 22 exons. Gene Ontology annotation, biological process: cell adhesion. Gene Ontology annotation, cellular component: actin cytoskeleton. Bases 179 to 3577 code for a protein of 1132 amino acids. Gene Ontology annotation, molecular function: actin filament binding; structural molecule activity.
AUACACAGAAGGCAUCGGUCGGUGAGGAUGUUUUAGCCGUUUUCCUUUUUGACUUGGGAAUAGACAUCUGGAUCGUGGUACCCUUGGAAAACAUAACGGGGGGAAGCAGGGCAAAGUCAUUGCUUGGAGCGAACACGUGCCUUUUUCUCACUUGUGUUGGGGAUAUAGAGAUUUCAGGAUGCCAGUUUUCCAUACCAAGACGAUAGAGAGUAUCCUGGAGCCAGUGGCUCAGCAGAUAUCCCACUUGGUUAUCAUGCACGAGGAGGGAGAAGUUGAUGGGAAAGCCAUCCCAGAUCUCACCAGCCCUGUGGCGGCAGUGCAAGCGGCUGUCAGCAACCUUGUGCGGGUGGGGAAGGAGACGGUGCAGACCACAGAAGACAAGAUUAUGAAGAGAGACAUGCCCCCGGCCUUCAUUAAGGUGGAGAAUGCCAGUGCCAAGCUGGUAGAGGCUGCUCGAAUGCUGAGGACGGACCCGUAUUCUGUGCCCGCCCGGGAUUACCUCAUCGAUGGGUCCCGGGGCAUCCUCUCAGGCACGUCGGACCUGCUGCUGACCUUUGAUGAAGCGGAGGUGCGUAAAAUUAUCCGUGUAUGUAAAGGUAUCCUGGAGUACCUGACAGUCGCAGAGGUUGUGGAAACCAUGGAGGACCUGGUCACUUACACUAAAAACCUGGGACCAGGCAUGACGAAGAUGGCAAAGAUGAUCGACGAGCGGCAGCAGGAGCUGACGCACCAGGAGCACCGCGUGAUGCUGGUCACCUCCAUGAACACAGUGAAGGAACUGUUGCCCGUGCUCAUAUCAGCCAUUAAGAUCUUUGUGACAACAAAGUGCAUGAAGAGUCUUGGCGUGGAGGAGGCGCUGAAGAACAGAAACUACACGUUUGAGAAGAUGAGCGCUGAGAUCAAUGAGAUCAUCAGAGUUCUGCAGCUCACGUCAUGGGACGAAGAUGCCUGGGCUAAUAAAAAGGACACAGAAGCCAUGAAGAGAGCACUGGCAGUGAUUGAGUCAAAGAUGGGUCAGGCUAAAGGCUGGUUGAGGGACCCUAAUGGUCUGCCAGGUGACCCAGGAGAGCAUGCGCUACGUCAGAUACUGGAUGAAACAGGAAAAGUGGGUGAACUUUGUGCUGGGAAAGAGAGGAGAGAGAUCCUGGGAACAGCCAAGACCCUGGGCCAAAUGACCGAUCAGGUGUCAGAUGUGCGGGCCAGAGGUCAGGGCGCCACCCCCAUGGGUAUGCAGAAAGCUCAACAGGUGGCUCACGGUCUGGACAUUCUGGUGGGGAAAGUGGAGAGUGCCGCCCGGAAGCUGGAGGCCCUGACCAAUGCCAAGCAGGCCAUCGCCAAGAGAAUUGACACAGCGCAGAGCUGGCUGGCUGACCCUAAUGGAGGUCCGGAAGGGGAGGAGAACAUUCGGGCUCUUCUGGCAGAGGCCAAACGCAUUGCAGACCUGUGCGAAGACCCUAAAGAGAGAGAUGACAUUCUGCGCUCCAUGAGUGAGAUCGCAGGACUCACAGCAAGACUGGUCGAGCUUCGCAGAAUGGGUAAAGGAGACACCCCGGAAGCUAGAGCGCUUGCCAAACAGAUCGGCACAGCUUUGCAAAACCUGCAGGCCAAGACUAACCGCGCCGUGGCCAACAUGAGACCCGCCAAGGCUGCUGUUACCCUAGAGGGCAAAAUGGAGCAGGCCCUGCGCUGGAUCAACAACCCCGGCGUGGAUGAUCGUGGAGUAGGCCAAGCUGCCAUCCGUGGGCUGAUAGCAGAAGGCCGUAGGUUAGGUAACUCUCUACCAGCGCCGUACAGACAGGAGCUGCUUGCAAAGUGCGAUCGAGCGGAACAGCUGAUGAUGCAGUUGGCAGAUCUGGCUGCGCGGGGAGAGGGAGAGAGUCCUCAGGCCGGCGCUGUGGCCGCUCAGCUUCUUGAAGCGAUUAGAGAUCUGAAGGCAAAGAUGCAGGAGGCAAUGACCCAGGAGGUUUCUGAUGUAUUCAGUGAUACAACCACACCGAUCAAGCUUCUGGCUGUGGCAGCGACAGCGCCUCUUGAUGCCCCUAACAGAGAUGAGGUGUUUCAAGAAAGAGCCUCUAACUUUGAGAAUCACGCCAACAGGCUGGGAGCUACAGCGGAGAAGGCUGCUGCGGUGGGAACAGCUAAUAAGAGCACAGUAGAAGGCAUCCAGGCAGCAGUGAAAUCAGCCAGAGGUUUAACACCUCAGGUCACUUCUGCUGCACGCAUUUUGCUGAAGAACCCUGGCAACCAGGCAGCAUACGAGCACUUUGAGACCAUGAAGAAUCAAUGGAUUGACAACAUUGAGAAAAUGACUGGUCUUGUGGAUGAAGCCAUUGACACCAAGUCACUUUUGGAUGCUUCGGAGGAAGCCAUUAAAAAAGACAUUGAUAAAUGCCGGGUUGCCAUGGCUAACGUUCAACCCCAGAUGUUGGUUGCCGGGGCUACCAGCAUCGCUCGGAGGGCCAACAGGGUCCUUCUGGUGGCCAAACGGGAGGUGGAGAACUCCGAGGACCCUAAAUUCAGGGAUCUGGUUAAAGUGGCUUCAGAUGAACUUGGUAGAACAAUCUCACCCAUGGUCAUGGCUGCUAAAGCUGUGGCUGGAAACAUUCAAGAUCCAGGUUUGCAAAAGAGCUUCUUGGACUCUGGCUACAGGAUUUUGGCUGCUGUUGGGAAAGUGAGGGAGGCCUUUCAGCCUCAGGAGCCCGAAUUUCCCCCUCCGCCUCCAGACCUUGAUCAGCUGCAUGUCCAUGAUGAUCAUGCUCCUCCCAAACCGCCCCUCCCUGAAGGAGAGGUUCCUCCCCCGAGACCUCCACCUCCAGAGGAGAAGGAUGAGGAGUUCCCUGAUCAGAAAGCUGGUGAGAUGGUGAGCGAGCCCAUGAUGGUGGCUGCCAGGCAACUUCACGACGAGGCCCGUAAAUGGUCCAGCAAGCCUGAGGUGACAUACGAAGGUUUUGAGGCCGCUGAGGCGGAUGUAGAUAUAGAUGGUGAUGAUGAUGAGUUCACAGACAACGAGGAUGAUUUUGAGCCAGAGCUGCUUUUAGUGGCUUCCAAUCAGCCAGUUAACCAGCCCAUUCUGGCCGCUGCGCAGUCUUUGCACCAGGAGGCUCGCAAGUGGUCCAGUAAGGGUAAUGACAUCAUCGGUGCAGCCAAGCGCAUGGCCCUGCUCAUGGCAGAGAUGUCUCGGCUGGUGCGUGGAGGAAGCGGGAAUAAACGUGCCCUUAUUCAGUGUGCCAAGGACAUUGCUAAGGCUUCAGAUGAGGUCACACGACUAGCUAAAGAAGUGGCCAAGCAAUGCACAGACAAAAGGAUUCGCACUAACCUUUUGCAGGUUUGUGAGCGUAUCCCAACUAUCAGCACCCAGCUGAAGAUCCUGUCUACUGUUAAGGCCACUAUGCUUGGACGAACAAACAUCAGCGAGGAAGAGUCUGAGCAGGCCACUGAGAUGCUUGUGCAUAACGCUCAGAACCUCAUGCAGUCUGUGAAGGAAACCGUGAGAGAAGCAGAAGCGGCUUCCAUCAAGAUCCGCACAGAUGCUGGGUUUACUCUCCGCUGGGUCAGAAAGACCCCCUGGUACCAGUAAACUGAGGAUCGCUCUUCCUCAUUUAAGAACAAUGAUAGGACCCCAUCUGAUCCCUAAACUGUUGGACAACAGUGUUCAGCUGUAGUCUAGGGAUAAUUGGUAGUACUUUUUUUCUUUACUUACUAGUAGACUGAUUACUUUAUCCUUCUGAAAGCUAUUUUUGUCUUUUGCUACAGUUAACUUUAUCUCACACUACUGGGAUACGGUGUAGGAAUACACAAGAAGCACAUUUUUAAAUAUAUAUUUUUGGUAUGUUGGGUUUCCAAAUUCCAGGUAUAUAUAUAUAUUUUUGCAUGAAGAAUUUUUCUAUUUUGUAUUGGAGAAAUGCGGCAUGAUGACUUACAGGAAAUGCCUUUCUCUGACUGUGUUGGAGCUCACGAUGAAAUUUACUUUAAUUUAGUUUAUGACUAUUCAAUUUUCUUAUUGAAAAUGUAUAUAUUUAUAUUUCUCAAUGAUGUCUACAUUCAUCAGAUCAUUAUUGCAGAUCGUGUUUUUAGUCACAGUUAUACAAUACAUAAAACAUAUUAUGAUAAAGAUUUUUUUGGUUAAAUCAAAUUCGCUAGAAUUAACCAUUCUCAACUCUUAGUUUUAAUAAACUUCGCUUGGCUUCGCUUAACUUUUUAUUCAAUGGGAUAACAGCUUUUUUUCGUGGAUUUUUUAUGGUUCAUGCAAUUACAGGGAUGUACUUUGCAUGCUACAACUGAUGCCAAAGAUUUAAUUUUUUACGUUUAUAUGAACGUAAUAUUCAUGAUAUGUUAUAUAAACAAAACAAUUCUGUAUUGUAAAUGUGUGUAGACAUGCGUAAGCUUGUCUUCUAUACCAUUCUAUCUUAAUACUUUCUUCACACUUGAAAUUUGUCUUUGUAUCGAACUUCUGAGGGAGUGAAUGCAAAUUGUUUUAGAUAAUACUUCUUUUACGAGGAAAGCACAAUUUUCACAACAGUUGAACUGUUUUCUCUUCUACAUGGCUGAACUGAACAUCAACGCCAGACUUUUUACAGUUAAAACAAAUUGUAGCUGUAAUCUUGAGGUUGUUCUUAGUGUGAUUAGUAUUGUAGUGUAUUAAUAAAGGAGCUGUCUUAAUGUAUCUUCCAUAGGGUACAAUGAAAACUUCUACACAAGACCCAGGUGGCUUGUUUAUGUGUGGAGAUAACUAAAGAUUGAACAGCUCUGAAUGUGUUAAAUUCGAUUAGCUCACUUUAGCUGAAGAUGUACCGUGUUGAGCUGCACUCUCUGUGCGGUUGACAGUUUAUCAGAAGAUGCGUCACUGCCUUGCGUUCACUUAAACUCUCUGUAGUAUAUACAGUUUAAAGAGUACCUUUUUCAGCCCCAAUAUAGUGCCUCUUUGUUAAAGUUUACAGGGCUGCAUUUUUUAUGUGUAACAGCAUGUUUUGGGUUAUGUUGACAAAAGGAAGAGAAUAAAAAUACUGCUUUGUGAAUGUAUAUAUGACACAACUGUUAACUUUUGUUUUCAGUGUUACAUAAGAAAGAUAUCUUGUGUGCCUCAGAAUAAUAAAACAGGUCUGUUGAGGUACUUCAAUUCAUUGUCUCUAAAUGUGUCAAUAUGGGUUGAGUUUACUCAUUAGGUA